Anopheles marshallii is the source of this 1050-nucleotide messenger RNA. RefSeq names its product retinaldehyde-binding protein 1-like. The coding region runs from base 1 to 1050 and encodes 349 amino acids. The transcript is spliced from 3 exons. The record is from RefSeq and is a predicted model, not a curated record. Gene Ontology annotation, cellular component: membrane. Lineage: Eukaryota; Metazoa; Arthropoda; Insecta; Diptera; Culicidae. Gene Ontology annotation, molecular function: phosphatidylinositol bisphosphate binding.
AUGUCAGGGUCUAUUUCGCUCGCAUCGAAUGCACUUUUCCGUAACCAGUGUUUCAGUUUCCCAUUGGCUGCCAUGGCUACUGCCACGGAUCAAAGCAAGCUGCUGUCGGUGGACAAGUGUCCUUCUCUGUACGAGGCAAACGAUGUCGGUGUCAUACUACCGGAAGUGCACCGUUUGAUCGCACAACAGGAACUAGGCGAAACAGACGAGCGCCGGAAGGAGUCGUUGCGAUUGUUUCGCGAAUGGAUUGCCACCCAUCCGCACAUACGCAGAUGUCGCACGGACGCACUGUUUCUGUUGCGUUUUCUGCGUGCCCGGGCGUAUAAUUUGCAAGCGGCCCAGAUUACUCUUGAACGCUAUCUAACGAUGCGUCAGCUGUUUCGAAUAUGGUAUGAAAAUCUGGAUCCAGCCGAUCGUUACAUGCGUGAGUUGGUUGAGGAUGUGCGGGGCUGCUUGCCGCUUGGGCUGGACAGUAAAGGCCGUAUGGUGGCCUUGGUGAAAGUUCGCAGCUAUGAUGUGACACGUUUCAAUUGCUACCAUCUGGGCCGCCUGCAGCACCUGCUGUUGGAGGCGUUUUUUGACGACGUGGCAGUUCAGAUUGCGGGUGGCGUCGCGAUCGUGGACUGUGAAGGUGCUACCAUGGGACACUUUGUAUGCUUCAAACUUUCUGACAUUAGAAAUUUUAUGGAUUGUCUUGCUCAUGCACUGCCGGUGCGCGUAAAAGAGGUGCACAUUGUUCGUUUGCCCCGCAUUGGCCAGGCCCUGGGGAAUUUGGUGUUAAGCUUCGCGGCCGAAGAGCUACGCAAGCGUAUUUUUUUCCACGCCACCAUGGAUGAUGUUUUGAAACACGUAGACCAGGACCUGUUGCCGGUCGAGUACGGAGGCAAGGCGUGUUCGGAAGAAAUCACUGAUAGUUUGAAACAACGGUUAUCAGGCAAACGUGACACGCUGCUGCUGCUUGAUCGUAUGGAGAUCGAUGUAGAACCGUACACACACCUUUGGCGCCAAACGGACGAAAGUGACGUAGAGUUCGGAAUGGAGAUUGAUUGA